This is a messenger RNA of Naegleria fowleri, 2679 nucleotides long. RefSeq lists its product as uncharacterized. The coding region runs from base 1 to 2679 and encodes 892 amino acids. NCBI's taxonomy places the organism in Eukaryota, Heterolobosea, Eutetramitea, Acrasida, Naegleriidae. The transcript is spliced from 2 exons. Gene Ontology annotation, molecular function: protein binding. The record is from RefSeq and is a predicted model, not a curated record.
AUGUUGUUAUUGACACAAUCAUCCUCUCUGAAUGCUUCCUUUGAGUCACCACCACCACCUUCGUUCAAAGUUGUUCCAUCAUCCUCUCAUCCUCCGAGUAAAGAUGGUGCUAAUGGUGGUGGUGCUAGUAUUAAUACUACUAGUACUACUAGUACGACAAAUCGUACCAACACUCGGAAUGGUCGUAAUGAUGAAAAAUCGAAAGAAAAUCAAAAACCCUUAGAAACAAAUGUGAUUUCCAACAACAACAACAACACUCGACUCAACAGUAAGCCAUCAUCCUCCUCCUCUUCAAACAAGAGUAAUAUCACAACAAGAAGCACUAAGAAUGUCACUACAACCAAGAAUACCAAUAAUAAUUCUAAUAUUAAUUCUAAUACCAAUAAUAAUAAUACCAAUAACAACACUAGUAAUACAACACCAACAUCAUCGACUUGCUCUUCCUCUUCUUCCAAUCGAUCUUCCUCAAGUGCUCACAGUCACCAUUCUUCAUCAUCAUCUGCAUCCUCUCUUGGAUCUAACACGAGUACUAUCAUCACCACUACUACUAAUACCACCACUAAUACCACCAAUCAUCUCCUUUCACCUGAAGAAACACUCCUUCUUCAAGAAGUGUGUUCAGAAUCUUACUGUCCUUUACUCAUGUCAUCCAAACAUCAAGAUCGUGAAGAAUUCAUGACUCGAUUAAUUCAAUGGAUUGAACAAUCUUCAAAUUUACCACAUGGAUUCAUGUUAUUUCCAUCUGUUCAUUUACCUAUAGAAAAAUCAAAAGUGUUAAAAGCAAUUGCUAUUAUUUUGAAAAUGACACUUGCUGACAAGACCAUCAAGAUUGUAAAAUUAGCCUUUUCAGCAUGUACUUGUUUAUUUGAAUCAGCUCCAGUGACAUCUGCUAAAAAUUUAACCCAUUUGAAAGAAGGUCUCUCUCUCAUUCUUCCAUUACUCAUGGAAAAGGUUAUUGAUUCCAAUGAUCGAAAUAGAAAGAGUGCAGUUACAACCCUAACAAGAAUGUCAAUGGUUCAAGUCAUUUCAAAAUUAGUCAUUCAUGAAGCAUUGCAAUCAUUGAGAAAGACACUUUCACCAAAGGCCAUUCAAGGAAGAUUAUCUCUCAUUGAAUCACUAAUUUUAAAACAUGGUUUGAAUGUUCCUAUGAAUCAUGCAAUGAAUAGUAGUACUAUGGCUACUACUCCUAAUACUAUUCAUACUAAUCAUACUAAUCAUGGACCAACCAGUACGACAACAACAACUACCACCAAUUCAACCACAACCCAAACUCACACCAACUCCACCACACAUCCCAUUGAAGUGAAUGGUCCUCUUCUUCAAAUACUCAAUGAAUGUCUCUCUCAUAAAACAGCUCAAGUCAAAGAUUCAUGUAUUGACUUGUUAGUCAUGAUUCACAAAUUAAUUGGAAGAGAAUACUUUGAACAUGUCAUUUUAGAUUCAUUAACAUGUAAAACAAGUGCAACCAUUCAAAAAAUUGAACAAAAAGUGAGAGCUAAAAAACAAGAAGAAUUAGAAUUAGAAAAAAAGAAGGAAGAAGCUAAAAAGAGACAACAAUUUGAAGAAAGUCAUAUUGAAUUCAAACCAGGUGAAAUUAAUCGAGAAUUAUUUUUGAAAAAAUCAUUAAGAAAACAUUCAAGUGGUGAAUCGAUUCGAUCCUAUUUGAAAUCACUGACUCAUUUACAUUUUGAUUCUUGUAAUAUUUCUCAAAUUGUUAAUUUAGAAUUUUGUCCUAAUUUGAGAGUACUCUAUUUAUAUGAUAAUAAGAUUUCAAAAAUUGAAGGUCUCUCUCAAAAUAAGAAUCUCAUUCAUUUACAUUUACAUCAUAAUUUAAUUGAAAAGAUUGAAGGAUUGGAUGCAUUGGUGAAUUUACAAAAAUUAUAUUUAAAUCAUAAUCGAAUUAGUCGAUUAGAAGGUUUAAAUCAAUUAACAAAAUUAGAAGAAUUGUAUCUACAACAUCAAGACACUCAAGGAAUGACCAUUGAUGAGACAGUCAUUCCAUGUUUAAAGUCCCUCACUCUUCUCGAUCUCAGUCAUAACAAGAUUGAGAAUAUACUUCCAAUUGCUACUGCUCACUUGGAUCAUCUCAUUGAAUUGGAUUUGAGUAAGAAUAGAAUUCAUCAAAUAGAACCAAUUUUACUUUUAUUAGAAAAUCACACUCGAUUACAUUCUCUCAAUUUAUUGAAUAAUCCAAUCUGUGCACAGAGUACGAGUGGUGGUGGUGGUGGUGGUGGUGGUCAUGAUGGUCCUUUUGAUACUACCAGCACCACCACUAUUCCAACCACUACCAGCACCACCACUAUUCCAACUACUCCUCAGAUGAGUUACAAGAUGAGAGAUUUACUCAUUCUUGCGAGUAGUUCAAAUCUCACUCGAUUGAAUCAAAUUGAAAUUACGGACAUUCAGAGAGAUUUUCUACUUGGAAAAAAGAAUAGAAGUACUACAACAAGUGGAGGUGGUGUCAAUUUGGGUGGUAAUUCAACUCUAGAAUCAUCACCUGAAUCAUCAUCUUGUCAACAACAACAACAACAACACUGUACAAUGACUCACUCAAUCAUUCCUCAUCAUCUACAUUCUAAAAUGAUCAAAGAUUCUUCUGUGAUUCAUGCAACCAACAACAACAACAAGAACCACAAGUUAGAUUCUCCUUUGAGUGAUCUCUUGACCAUUAACAAAUGA